Rotaria sp. Silwood2 is the source of this 771-nucleotide messenger RNA. The record is from the annotation of a GenBank genome assembly. Lineage: Eukaryota; Metazoa; Rotifera; Eurotatoria; Philodinida; Philodinidae.
UUUCCAUUUCUUCACAAUAAUUACAACUUAAAAAUAAGAAUACAAAGCUAUUUUAUAUUUUAGUGAAAAACUGCCAUUUUUCAUUCUUAUUUACUCAUAGCCUCUACAAAGCAGACGAGAACGCUUAUAAACGCGUGCGAAACGAGCAACCUAUGUAGAACGCGUUCGAAACGCAUUCUGAAUGCGUUUUCAUACGUUUCGUCCGUUUAGAACGCAUUCUUUAACCGUUUGUCUUGACCUGGGGCAUAAUAGAGAACAGGAAAGAAAAUUUAUUUGUUUAAAAGUGCAUUCAAUGAAAAGAGAGGAACGAAAAAAAAAGGGUUGAGUUGAGAUCCGUACCAUUCUGCAGUAGUACAUCAUUUGGAAAUAAUAUGGCACGUGAUUCGACGAAAACUGUAAUUAAAGUUCGUCGAGAUGAAAAACAUUUAUGUUCUUAUUGGUACAUUUAACAUAAAAGUUUUUUUUUUCUAUAAAUGAAAUUUUAUUAUUUUUUUUUUGUAAUUAUUGUACGGGUAAAAAAUAUCUUCUUCAACGUCAUCUGAAAUCCAUUCAACAGAACGACCACAUAAAUGUAAAUUAUAAAACUAAAUUAUUUAUUUUGUUUUAAACGGAUUUUUUCUAGGUGCUUAUUGUUCGAAUACAUUCAAAACAACAGCACAAUUACAAAAUCAUGUUAAUACUCAUCUUGGUAUUAAAUCAUUUCAAUGUAAAUUUUGUGAAUACAAAUUUACUACAAGUGGAGAAUUAAUUCGUCAUGUACGUUAUAAGUAA